Oikopleura dioica is the source of this 357-nucleotide messenger RNA. NCBI's taxonomy places the organism in Eukaryota, Metazoa, Chordata, Appendicularia, Copelata, Oikopleuridae. The record is from the annotation of a GenBank genome assembly.
AUGGCGUCUCUUAUGAACAAGCCAAAAGCCGAGCUUACUCCAGAGGAGCUCGAGGAACGUGAGAAGCAUGAGUUCCAAACCGGGCCCUUGUCGGUUUUGACCGAGUCCGUGCGAAACAACACUCAGGUUCUCAUCAAUUGCCGAAAUAACCGAAAGCUCAUGGGCCGCGUCAAGGCUUUUGAUCGACACUGCAACAUGGUCCUUGAAAACGUCAAGGAGAUGUGGGUCGAGCGACCAAAAACUGCGAAGGGAAAAGGUGGCCAGCCUGUCAACCGAGAUCGUUUCAUCUCAAAAAUGUUCCUUCGAGGAGACUCCGUCAUUAUCGUCCUCAAGAAUCCGCUCGAAGCUGCCAAGUAA